ACACGGACAUAGCGUACACACGCUUUAUUUAUUCAUGAGCAUCAUGCUGGAUUGGACCCAUAUUUUGCUAACUGAAGGGCAGAGGUGGAUGUGAGCGGGCAGCAGCAGAGUGGUCUCGGCCGGACAGAGCAACCUGUGCCUGGCUCUACCCGGAACCAUUAUGCAGACAGGAAACUACCAUUUUAAAGCUAGCAGCAUCGGAGGAGCCGUCGUCCAUAGGGGGGGACACCUAAAUCUGACACGGGGCGGAAAACAGCCAACCGAGGAGAAAAGACGGAAAAACACGACGCAAACAAAACAAAGGCGCCGUUUGGGAGAGGACGAGCAGUAAACCGGGGGAGCUGUAGGACUGAGGCGGCGAACAAUGGACAUAUCGGGCCAGGCCAGCGGAAAUAGUUUUUGUUAGCGAAUGAAAAGCAGCCCUCCCGGGCCGAUGGAGAGCCAGGCCUUUCACAGUGUUUUUCCAUGGAUGAAGAAAAAGGCCCCGCUGACGGGCAGUAGGUACACCGCUCUUACGGCGCACUCCCCGCUUGAUGUUUUCACAAUUUCACUCCCAUGUUUCUGAGGUGUUUUUGCACCUAGCCAUCGUAUGCUACAAGGCUGUCUGCCUCAAGACACCACUUGUCGGCGGAGAAAGCAAUCGUGUCUCCCCUAAAAGCCGCGGUCCAGCAGGGAGCCCCAGACCUGUGGAUCAGCCGGUUGCCACAAGAACUCCAUGAGGGGACAGUAGGCAACAACCAAUGGUUCUCCCUCCGCUGAUAUAGCACACUCCUUUCCAUGGAACUGCUGACCUGAUUUUCUAAAUACUAUGGAACACUUUGAAGAAACACUACAGACUCUUGUUUUUAGUAUGAUUUAGUUUAAUGCCUAUUUAUGACCCUUUUUUAUAAAAUCUCCCAGAAGCACUUGCAGGCUUCCCUCUUGAAGGAAAAACUAAUAGUGAUACAAAAAAAUCAAGCAUCUGCUUUUUUUGGAUUAUAGCAGUUUGUUGGAAGUUUGGGGUCAGGACUACUUCUGAAUAUCCCAACUUGUCCCAGCUGUUUCUAGCAUUAAAGGCUUAGUGCAAGCAGCACUUUGCACCUCACGGAUUGGAAGAUGUUCCAAUUCAGCAAGUACCCCAUGGACAUUUUAGAGAUGCUGAGCGGACACCAGGCCCACCAGUUUAAAGGCCUGGGAUUAGAGCGGCAGCUAAGCCACCAGCAGCAGGUCCAGCUGCAGCACCAGCAGCAGCUCCAGCAGCAGCACCAGCCCUCCGUUGACGGCUCAGGAAGCCUGCUCUCCGGCCUGGGCCUAGGACCCCUCCAGAGUUCUCGGAGUAAUGCCUUCGCCGACUCUUCCUCGUUAUUUGCCAAAAUGAGUGCCCCCCCCUCAUCAAUCUCUCAUCAGAGCCAGUCGUCUUCCUCUCACAGCUCCAGAAAGUCCAGUAAAAUGAGCAGUGGGAGCGCGAGCUCGGGAUACCCCCAGUUCCUGCGGCCAUUCCACCCGGCCGAGGCUGCUCUGGCUCAGGAGCAGCUCCACUCUGGGAUGGGACGCUUUGACUUUGGUAGCGGCAGCAGCGGUGGGAUUGUCACUCCCGCACCCCCACCUCCACCGCUGCAUCCAGGCCUCUCUGUCCCCCAGCCCUCUGCUGGUCCCCCCACUUCCUCGCCCUCUUCCUCCACCUCCUCAGCCAACCACCCCUCCGGCAGCACUGCGGUCCCCUUAGUGGGCCAGUCCGACCCCCGCAGCCUCCACCAGCAGUUCAGCUGCAUGCUGGCUGCCAACCAGUACUUCCUUUCCGGCGUCCCCACCAACAGCAGCCUGGAGCAGUUCCUCGUGCAGCAAGGCACUCACAACCACUUGGGUUUGGGUCUCAGCCAAGGGCCCAUCGACUCCAACUCUGGCCUGGCUCCUCCCCCUUCCCUCCACUCUGCACACAGCCACGGCCACUCAGCUCCACAGCUCCAGCAGCAGCAACAGCAGCUGAGCUCUCACGCCUUAUCUCAUCCACACAGCCACACUCACCACCCUCACCCUCUCCACCCGGCGCCCCAGCCUGCCCCUCUGGGUGGCUUUGAUUUCCAAGGCAUUCCAGUCCUCUCCUCUAACCAGAUAGCAUCGCUAAUGCAGCAAGAGGCUGGCCUUUCCCUCCCCCUGCCCCUGCACCUGUCCCUCUCUAAAGACGAUGCAAAGACAGGAGACAGCUCGUCUUCAUCUGCUUCAAGUGGAGGAAGCAGGAGAAAGAAAGCAAUGGCGGGCUACCUCCCCCAGAGGAAAUCCGAGACUAGCCUCCAGACCACUCACAGCAGCAGUGUCAGUAACUGCCACAGCAGCUCGAGUGGGCACAGUCAGAGCUCCUCAGCGGUCCUCGUGGGAGGAGCACCUGGGGGUGUUGGGAUAAGUGGCAUCGGAAGUGAGCCACAGCAUUCCUCUCACCACUCAUCAUCCUCACGGCAACAGCAGUCAUCCUCCAGCGUCUCCUCCUCAUCGUCGGCCCCUCCUUCUAAUUCCACCUCUGUGCUUGUAGCCAACGGUAACCAACAGUUGUCCAAAUCCCAGGACAGUCACAGUUCAUCCGGCCAGCCGGAGCCAGAACCCCUCUACCACUGUGGUGAAUGUGGUAAAACCUUCACCCACCUCUCCAGCCUGCGAAGGCAUCUCCGAAGCCACGGCUUGACACCAGAAAGCCAAAGCAGGAAGUCUGACUGUAACUCCCCAGGCCCAGAAAGGGUAUUCUGCUGUGGUCAGUGUGGGAAGAAAUUCAAAAAGAGGGGUCACCUCAUCCAACAUAGCGUCACCCACUCAGAAAACCGGCCUUUUGCCUGCAACAUCUGCCAAAAGUCCUUCAACCGGCGAGAGUCUCUUACGAGACACGAGAAGAUUCACGACGAUAAGCCUUUCCGCUGCCCGGCCUGCGGCCGCUGCUUCCGGGAGAGCACCUCUCUUCUCAACCACGCUGCUUCAGGGGCCUGUGGCAAACCUCCUCGGAGUUCAAAAAACCGCGCCAGCAGCGAAGGGAGCGUAUCAUCCAACCCGAGCAGCAGCAGCAGUAAAAUGGGAAGCAGUGGAAACAGGGUGGGACUCCCAAACGAUGGGGCAGCAAUGGCCAAUAUCAAGUAUGCAACAGAUUUUUCCAGAAACCGUUACCAGAAUCACUCGCCCUACAGCGGGGUGGACGAUUACAGGCGAUCACAACCAGCGUCCCUGUACUCCCCAGAGAGUCUAGCCAGUGAAAUGAACAACCAAACUCUGCGUAAGGCCCCAUUAGCCCCAACUCUGCACCCCCACCCACAGCCACAGCAGCAGCACCACCACCACCAACAGCCGCCGCAGCAGCAACAACCACAGCCACACCUCCCCCUCUCCUCCCUAUUGGAUGAUUCAGAGGAUGAAGUCACCAGCAGUGCGAUGUCAGCCAUCGCUGCUGCAGCUGCUGCUUCCUGUGAUUUAAACGCUGAAGGUCGGGACGGAGAGAGGAGGGAUAUCAUUGGAGGCCUCCUCGGAGGGUUGGGGUUUGGUAACCUCAGCGGACCGUCUUCUACAUCCAGCCUCAACGGUGCCACAUUGCCUUUGACCCACCCUAGCCAGCCCCACACAAAGCCCCGGAGGCCAAGGAAGCCCCGAGAGAAGAGAGACCCAAACAACAUCGUCAGGAGGAGAAGAAGCCCCGCCCCUCCAGGAGAUGGGUCAGAGCGGCCAUACAGCUGUCAGGUCUGUUGCAAACGCUUCAGGAGGGCGGAGACGCUGCGGCGCCACACCCGCGUCCACACGGGCGAGAAACCUCACGCCUGCGACGUGUGCGGCAAAAUGUUCCGCGAGCCUUUCCACCUCACCAAGCAUCUGACCGUGCACUCGGGUCAAAAGAACUACAAAUGCAAUCUGUGCGGGAAGAUGUUUGCCUAUGCACAGAGCCUGGUGAGACACGGGAAGCUGCACAGGAAAGGCGAGAUCGACAGCCAGGGGAGGCGGGUCAAAGGUGCUGCCGCUGCUGCUGUUGCUGCUGCUGCCGCCGCCGCCGCCAUCAGUCAGGUCGGCCCCUCAGGAAACUCUGACUACUUCUCAUCCUGCUCCCAAGGAGAAAAGUCUCCCACAUCUGGCACCCCCUCUCAGAGGCUUUACACCUGUACAGUGUGCUGGAAAUCAUUCCGCCACUACUUCCACCUGACGGCACAUCAACAGACGGUCCACGGGGGAGGGGUCGGGCUGGAGAAGUCCUUUCGAUGUGAAGUGUGCGGUAAAGCCUUCGCCUACUCCAACAGCUUAGUGCGCCACAAGCUGUCUCAGCACGGCAUCGACCGCAACGGCCAACGGGUCAACCAGUCCCAACCCUCGGGAUACUCCCCGGUCUUCUACGACUCAGGGUCAGGUUCUAACUACGCCGGGUCUUCAAACAUGCAACAAGGGGCUCCUGGGCAGCAGCAGCAACAUCAACAACACCACCCUUUUCACUACCGCUCGAAAAACAUCCAAAAGCGGCUUGGUCAAAAAAAAAAAAAAACUAAAAAGCAAGUUCUGAUCCACAGCAUCAUGAGAGACGGAAAGCUGGUGGGUGUUCCUCUGAGUAAAGACACCCGCAAGAAGCUGAUGCUUCUAAGGAAAAAGAGGGGCAGACUGCAGGAGGCGCUCAAGAAGAAAAAGAUCCUGGCGCAGCUGAGGGUAAAGGGCUGUGUGGUGAAGGCAAAGUCGUGGAGCGGAGGCGCCGUCACAGUCACCGGCCUCUCCUCCAUGGAAAUCCCCAUUAAGCGCUUCCCCUGCCCGAUCUGCCCCAGCGCCACCUACGCCCUCCCGGGUGCUCUGCUGGUCCACCGCGCCAUCAGGCAUCCUCCGAGGACCUCAGGCCGCAGCGCCCGCCUGCGCUGCCAGGUUUGUGGCAGGCGCAGCAGCUCACUACACAAAGCCUUGAAACACCGGGGCAAGCAUCUGAAGCAAGCCGCGUUCCAAUGCUCCAAAUGUCGACACCGCUUCUGGAACUCGCUGCUCCUAGCCCGCCACGACCUCUGCUGCCGGGGGCCGCCCAUCAGCAGGGGCUGGGAACUGAUGAAGAUGAAGUCCCCGCUGCCAGAAAGCGACCAAUCGCCGGCCCCGCUAGCGCUGCCGGCUCUGGUUCAGCCCGAGAGAUCAACAGUACUGACUGAGUACAGCCAGUAGACAACAAAAAAAAAAGACUGUUUUCUAGACUAGAUUGUUUUGAUGUUUUAUUUUUUUUAGAUAAUCCAAGAAGCAAGCAAGAGCUAGCACGUUUUUUUAACAGAACAAGUGGGGAGGGUUUAGUGUAACUACCGUAAUACCCCCACAAUGCACCCUGAUAAAUCUGUAUACAAUCCUGACUCACUGCAGCAGAGGGGGUUGGAAAUGAGGACUUCAAAAGGCCCUAAAUCGCCCUCAUCACCCUUCUGCAGGGUGGAGGAACUCUACACACUUUUUAGUAGCACCUGUUUUAAAAAACGCAUUAAUCCAGUUUCAUCAUCAUGUUUUAUUUUAUUCCUCCUAUUAGCAGUGUUUGCGCAUAAUAUGGAUUGGAUGCGGAUUGUAGAAGUGAGGUACCUUUUUAGUACCUGUUUAUUUUUUCAAGUUGUUUUCACAUUAUUCACAGUUAAUCCGUAUAGUCUGUGUCUCUUGCUCUGUAUGUUUAUUUGUUUCCCCCCCCCAGUGGAGAAUCUCCCACUUUUUAUACUGAGAUCUGCCCUGCCCUUUUAAGCUAAAUUAAUCUAUUAAGAAAGAUAAGUAAAGGGUCUAAUCUGUCACGAAAAGGCAGAUUGAUGUGCUAAAGUGACUGAAAAAGGAAAAGUAUUGGUGACCAUGUUUUUAAUGUACACUACUUUUGUCAUGUUUGUAAAGAGGCGUGGAAAGAAAACCAACUUUUAAUGUGUUCAGGAUUCGAAAAAGGACAACAGAAAUAACCGGAGUGUACUGAACAAUUCGUAUUAUAUUUUAUUAUAUAUUGAUUAUUUGCUGUUUUUUACUCCAAGUAUCCUUUCUUUUAUCAUUGUUGGUAUUGUAUGGGUGGGAGGGAACGAGGUGGGGUCUUUGUAAAACAGCAGGAUGAGUAUAUGUAUCGAUGUGAUAAUCCCCCCCCCCCCCAGUACCCUUUACCCGCUCCCUCAUUGCCACAGUGAAGCCCAAUUUUUGUAACCACAACGUGUACACAUAGUUCAUUACUUAG
Notothenia coriiceps (black rockcod) is the source of this 6142-nucleotide messenger RNA. RefSeq names its product zinc finger protein 865-like. Gene Ontology annotation, biological process: regulation of transcription by RNA polymerase II. The record is from RefSeq and is a predicted model, not a curated record. Bases 1096 to 5127 code for a protein of 1343 amino acids. The transcript is spliced from 3 exons. Gene Ontology annotation, molecular function: DNA-binding transcription activator activity, RNA polymerase II-specific; RNA polymerase II cis-regulatory region sequence-specific DNA binding. NCBI's taxonomy places the organism in Eukaryota, Metazoa, Chordata, Actinopteri, Perciformes, Nototheniidae. Gene Ontology annotation, cellular component: nucleus.